AAAACCCUCAUUCUACUGCAAGCACACUGACAGGAGAGAUAUUUGACUUGCUACAUGACUGUGAAUUAAUGUACGUUUCCAACUGUGAACAUGGACCUGAGUGGAAAAGACCCUGGGCCACCAGAGCAGCCUGCUGAAGGCAGUCCUCAGAUGGAAGGGAAGAUUCCUGCAGGUACCACUGAGGCAAGUGAUGCCCACACUGUGACGACCAAACCUGAUAAGAAGAAGGGCGAGAAAGAGAAGGUGAAAAACCAGAAGGGAAAUGGAAAGGAGAGGAAGUCAGGAGGCUGGCGUGCCACACUUCUGAGAUGCUUUGUGUGUGGAGGAGGAGGAGAUAGCCAUGAAGAGAGGGAGAUGGCAGCGCAGGAGGAGAGGUUGAGGAUUGAGGAGAGGAUCCGGAAAGCAAGAGAGGCCGACCUGCAGAAGUUUCUCAAGGUGCGCAAAGUCAACAUAAAGCACAGAGUGAACUUCAAGCGCAUGCUGAGGCGCAGGAAAAUGACAGAGGCCAACAAAGAGUGGAGCGCCCUUCCCCCGAGGCCGGAGGAGGAGGCGGCGGACGGGAAGGUCUCUUUCAGGGAAGUCGACGCCUGCGACGUCUGGUUUUACCAGGAGGAGGCCAACCCAAGACUGGGCCAGGCGUGGAAGAGGGUACUGCAGGAAAUCAAAAACAACGAAAUGGCAAGAGCCCUUCAGGCAAAGUGGCUAAUAAAGGAGAAACAGCUCAUGAAGACUGAGAAAAAGCAGGAGAAACAGCUUAAGAGUGAGGAAAAGAAGCUCAUCGCCGCGCCUCAAAUGGAGGAGGAGGAAAUAGAUCUCUUUUGUGAAAUUUUGAUGGCCGCCAUGUUGUGCCUGGGCUUUGGAGUACUCCUCUACUUAUGGCUCAGCCUCCUGGAGUGAAAUAGAAAAGAACAUGGGGAAGGGGAUGGGAUGGAAUUCAAUUGGCUUGAAGAAAAAGGAAAGAAAUAACACGUAUACUGUACACACAGCACAGGAUGAAAAUGAAGAAUGGGAAAACUUAUUGAACAAAAAUGUAAAAAAAAAAAAAAAAAAAAAAAGGGGGUGGAUGUUGUGAAGGAUAUGGAAAAGAAUAUAAUCAGGGCUGGAUUUUUAAAACAUAAUAAUAAUUGGAGCACAUUGGAAAGAAAAAAAUUGCACACUAAUUCACAAGGAGUAUGUCAAAGAAGCAGAAUCUGGGUCAAGUCAGAGUCAAAAUCUGCCAGUCAGAUGACCCGAAGAAAACUGUAGAUCAUGGAGGAGUAAGACAGAGUGGAAGAGGAGAGGACGAAUGAGGAACAGAGAAAAUGAGGGGGAAAUGAAAGAAGAGUAGAUGUAUAGAGCAAUACCAUACGAGAAAAGAAGAGAUUGAGAGAGCUGAGUACUGCAUAGCUCUGGCAUAGACCUGCCCUUGCCUGGCCUGGUGGUAUGACAGACCAAAAGCCAUCAGAUAUGGUAACCUGGCCCCCUGGCCAGUGUCGGAUGCAUGUGAUGGUGUGUGUUUGGCGCCACCCUCAGGUGACUCAAAACCACAAGCAGAUAGUAGACAGACAGGCAGGGUAGCACCUGGCCCAACCCCCUUCCAGGUUGCCAGCUAAGGUUCAAGAAAAAAAUGAGACAACGGCAGGAUUCUACCAAAAGCGAAGAAUCUGCCUAGAUGAUGCACAGGGUGCACAGAAUGGCAGAGGAGAGAGAUGACAUGCGAGGAACAGAAAUAAAAGAAGAACAAUAGAAAAGAGGAGGAAGUAAAGGGAAGUUGAGAGGUCAGAUAAAACGAAGAUUAUGUACUAUAUAACCACGGUUCAAUGAUUUCCGGAUGACCGCCAGGCGGUGCUUUCCACAGAUAUUGCCGGUGUCGAGGCGCUAUUGGCACAUGGAAAUACGCAUCCAUAAGGUCCACGGAGGUGAACCAGUCACCACUCCUGAUGCCUGACAGCACGUCGUCCGUGAGCAGCAUCCGGAACUUCAGCACUUUGAGGUGCCUAUUCAGGAGCCUCAGAUUGAGAAUGGGGCAAAGCCCACCCCCUUUCUUGGGAAUUAUAAAAUAUGUGGAAGAAAAACCCAAAGGAGGGCUCGAACCUCCUGGCACAGGGGCAGAGCUGUGAUGUCGUCUCUGACCCUGGUCACCCAUGCGCCCCGGAACCUUACCGAUCGUGACCCGAAAUGGAUGUUGUACCCGUGAGAUACAACUGACAACACCCAAGUGUCUGAUGUGGUGGCUUCCCAGUGUGCAAGCUGCCGACUGGUGAAGCGACCGACUGCCGACGGGGGGCAGUCAUUGGCGGCGUCAGGCGGUCCUCUCCGACCGGGCCCGGGGCAUAGAUGGUUGCUGUCAAAAUCCCACAGGCUAUGCUGGCCGAGGCUGCGAGGUAGGAGGUGGUCUCUGGGGAGGCUGGCAUCCAGCAGUGCUAGGCCUCCGACUGUGGGCAGGGAUCGGGCGAAGACUAGAAAAGUCCCUCCUGGCUUGUGUGACCUGAACGCUGCGUUGCAGCGCGUCCUGGGCGGGCGGCCUAAGAGGUGACCAGGAACCACCAGCAUCGAGCGGAGGGCCCUCCUGCACGAUUCCGACAGAGGCGACUGAACAAGUCAGACCUGUCGCCUCGCCAUGGUCAGGUUGGACAUGACCCUGCCUUGUUCCCUGGCCAUAUAGGCAAAUGCCUGUAACAGCGUGUCCGAGAGAUCCUGCACAGACGAGUCGACCUCCGAAGCCUGGAGGGACUGUGACAUGGCCAACAGAAGUUGAGACAUGGAGUUACCUAUGCACACAGCGCGUGCCACUGUGUCAUAGCCCCUGCAGAGUUUCAUCCAUGAUAUGGCACUUCGGCCGUGGGCAGCAAGCAUCCGGUCUCAAGGCCUCGUCCGGUGAGAUGAUCAGGGCAGGCAGCGUAACAGGCAUGGAGUCAAGACCAUAGGUGGAGGCCUCCUGCAUAUUGGCCAAGGCCCGAUCAUCGCUAGUCCUGUGUGCAAAGUGCCUCGGAUCCGUCCAACAUUUGUGCAGUUCCUCUAUAUACAGGGCUGACAGGGGGACGCAGAAUCCUGCCCGAUUCCGCCGGGGGCACAUCCAGGUCUAAUCGCGCCAGGGCCACCUUCAGGGUGGGUCUCACCACCAAGCCCUGGGCUCGCACAGAGCCCCUCGGGGAGCUCUGGGCAGAGGUAAGCCCAGCAUCUCCACCGCCACUACCGUGCGACUGGUCCUCCCAUUCGUCGACCACCGCCAGGUCUUUGAGGCCGCGGUCGAGAGCAUAUCGUCCUCGUGUGCUGACACCGCCGGGGACAUCGCCGGAGGAGGAGCCCUGUCCAUAGACGUCGGGAAAGCCGCCUGAGAGGAAGUCGCUGCAGCUGGUGACUCAGAGCAGAGCCUUGAGUUUGCUAGUGACCAUCUGGCCAUCUCAGUUCCUUUGCUGUUCUAACCUGGACCCCUUACACACCUCCAUUACCGAAAUCAGGGCUGCUGACAGCUUGGACUGAGACUUGGACAGUCCCCUGAAAGCCCCCUUGGAAGUCCCUGACUGAUAUAAUAAACAUAACCUAA
Molecule: messenger RNA, 3526 nt
Organism: Engraulis encrasicolus (European anchovy)
Lineage: Eukaryota; Metazoa; Chordata; Actinopteri; Clupeiformes; Engraulidae
Exons: 3
Coding region: 91-897 (268 amino acids)
Source: RefSeq, a predicted model, not a curated record